AUGGGCUCCUCAGAGACCGNNCCGCUCCCCCUGAUCGACAACUCCGACAUGGCCAGCGACGCCAAUGCCGCAUGGCCUGCCCAAAACUCAGAAGACAUGAUGCCCAGCAAUGGUCAUCAUUUUGAUGUCAUGCCCAUGGAUUUCGAGUUCGGCCCAACUGCCCAGCAGUUUGGAGCUUUGCCCGACUAUUCCACUGUCGAAGGUGGAUCGAUUGGAUAUGACUACAGCAGCAACAACAUCAGCAUGAACAGUAAUGGCAUGAUCCAUAACAACCACUUCGACGACAAUUUCGAGGAGGCUGUUAGCGCAAAGACACCUGGAUACCACGACUUUGAUGCCGGUACUGCAGAUUACCUCUCGUCUACCAUCCACAACCCACCAUCAGCCCACGACAAUCACACUUACCAGUCCUAUGGCGCUCAGACUCCUUUCCAAGCUUCUACCAACACUUACGAUGCAAAGACUCCCUACGUCGCUCCCACCCCUUACACCUCUCCUCAUCACUCAUCAUCAGGCUACGUGGGUGGUGAGGUUCCCGACCUCGACCUGAACCAGUCCGGCGCUCAGCCGUCUGAUGAUUUCGACCCUGGCCCGAGCCCUAUGGUAGAGACCUUUCCUACUUCGAGACCUUCCACUCCUCCACCAGAGUCAGGACCCACUAAGAAGACACCCACUCCUCGUAAGGCUAAGACCAAGGCAAAGGCAGCUAUCGCCAGCAAGGAAGGUGAAGACACUGAUGAAGGACGCUCGCUGCUCUCCAAUCGUAGCAAGGGCAAGGGCAAGGCGAAGGCAGUCAUGGUCGACGACGAAGAAGAGCUAGAGAACAUCAACGUCGAGACUCCUACUACAGGCUCUUCGAACAAGAGCAAGCGCCGUAAGNAGAGCAGCUGUUUCCAAGACCCCAAAGACUCCUACCACUACACCUUCCAAGAAGUCCAAAACAGGCACUGCUGCCAAAAAGNNUCGACCAAGAAGACCACCGCUGUUGAUCUGAGCACUAUGGGUCAUCAGCGCGUUCGCAAGGUAAGUUUGUCUCUAAAUUUUGGUCACAGAACAUGUACUGAACUAGCACUCAGGNCACCCAAGGAUGGUAUUGCCCAAGUCAAGCCCAUCCCUCAUUCCUUCGAGGAAUGCGACUUUGCCGAUCAAACCUUGAUUACUAUGCGCGAAGUAAGUGUUUUUGAUCUGGUUUGGUCAACCUCCAUUUCUAAUAAUGUUUUUAGUNCUGGUCACACAUGGGCCGAAUGCAAGGCUCGCUACGCCGAACUUGAGGGCGUCGUUCAUGGCAACAGCACCAUCCCCAACCGCUACGAACGCCUCAAGACUGCUUUCAUCAACAUGCGUGAGGAAGACAACCUCCGCCUCUUCAACAUCAAAAAGACACUCGAAGACGACUUCAACAGCAAGAAAUGGGCCUUGAUCGCUACCGAGAUCGUCAAGGACGGAGGCGCCGAGUACGAUCCUGACGAUUUGAGACGCCGCUUCAAGCAACUCAUGGAGAAGAGUGGUUUCCCUGUCAAAGAAGGCCUGGCCAAGGAAGAUGUUGAUUUCAAAAUCAAUGUUGAUGACGAGGGCGAGGAAGGGGAGCAAGAAUCUCCAGAGCCUCCACGCAAACAGCCACAGAUCACCUGGACGGGUGAUGAAGAUGAAGAGGAUGAUGCUAUGGGAGGAGGAGAGCAGGAAGACUACGAGGAUACUCUACAUGCUCAGCACAGUCGUCGUGAUUCGCGCGAGUCUGCUCAGAUGGACGUCGAUGAUGAUGAAGAUGAGGGAGGAGAUGAUCUUGCCUACUAG
Messenger RNA from Aureobasidium musti, 1794 nucleotides. Lineage: Eukaryota; Fungi; Ascomycota; Dothideomycetes; Dothideales; Saccotheciaceae. The record is from the annotation of a GenBank genome assembly.